Molecule: messenger RNA, 2017 nt
Organism: Aegilops tauschii subsp. strangulata
Lineage: Eukaryota; Viridiplantae; Streptophyta; Magnoliopsida; Poales; Poaceae
Product: tonoplast dicarboxylate transporter
Biological process (GO): transmembrane transport
Cellular component (GO): plasma membrane
Molecular function (GO): transmembrane transporter activity
Source: RefSeq, a predicted model, not a curated record
CCUUUUUGGACAUCAAGAGGCGGCAAGCAACCGAACCGACCGAGAACGCGAAAGUGCAUCUCCAUCGAGCGAUCGGUCGGCGCAUGGAUCCGCGGUGCAGCCAGCAGUGGGAGAGCUCGAUGGAGGACGUGUCGACGCCGCUGCUGCCUCUGCAUGACGACGGCAGGGCGGACGGGCGCUCGUGCUCGGCCCUCAGCUCGCUGCUCGCCAACAAGUACCUCGCGAUCGCGGCGGGGCCGCUGGCGUCGGCGCUGAUCUGCGCGUUUGUGGACUUCGGCCACGGGCGCGGCGCGGCGCGCAACAUGCUGGGCGCGCUGGCGUGGGUGUUCAUCUGGUGGCUCACCGACGCCGUGCCGCUCGGCGUGGCGUCCAUGGCGCCGCUGUUCCUCUUCCCCGCGUUCGGCAUCUCCUCGUCGGACGCCGUCGCCAAGGCCUACAUGGACGACGUCAUCUCCCUUGUCCUCGGUAGCUUCAUCCUCGCGCUCGCCAUCGAGCACUACAACAUCCACCGCCGCCUCGCCCUCAACAUCACGUCGCUCUUCUGCGGGGACCCGGUGAGGCCGCCGCUGCUGCUGCUGGGCAUCUGCGGCACCACCAUGUUCAUCAGCAUGUGGAUCCACAACACGCCCUGCACCGUCAUGAUGAUGCCGGUGGCGACGGGGAUCCUGCAGCGGUUCCCGCGCGGCCAGGCGGCGUCCUCGUCCGCCGACGCGCACGAGGUCCGGCGGUUCUCCAAGGCGGUGGUGCUCGGCGUCAUGUACGCGUCCACCAUCGGCGGGAUGUCGACGCUGACGGGCACGGGCGCCAACAUCAUCCUGGUGGGGAUGUGGUCGACCUACUUCCCCGAGCAGCGGCCCAUCACCUUUAGCUCCUGGAUGUCCUUCGGCUUCCCCGUCGCGCUUGUCCUGUUCGCGGCGCUCUGGGUCACGCUCUGCCUCAUGUACUGCUCCAGCAACACCGGAAGAGCGCUUUCGGCUUACCUCGACAGGACCCAUCUCAGGAGGGAGCUCAGCUUGCUUGGUCCAAUGGCUUUUGCAGAGAAGAUGGUUCUAGCCAUUUUUGGGGGCCUAAUUGUGCUGUGGAUGACGAGGAGCCUGACAAACGACAUACCUGGGUGGGGAGUCCUCUUCCACGGGAAAGUUGGGGAUGGAACAGUCACCAUCAUGAUGACGACUCUGCUCUUCAUAAUCCCCAACGGCAAGGGCGGCGGCGAGAAGCUCAUGGACUGGGGCAAGUGCCGGAAGCUGCAGUGGAACAUCAUCCUCCUCCUCGGCGCGGGCUUCGCCAUCGCCGAGGGCUUCAAGGCGAGCGGCCUGACGGACAUACUCUCGGAGGGGCUGGGCUUCCUGAGGGGCGCGCCGCCGCUGGUGAUCGCGCCCGUGGCGUGCGUCUUCAGCGCCGCCAUCACGGAGUUCACGUCCGACGACGCGGCCACCACCCUGGUCCUGCCGCUGCUGGCGGAGCUGGGAAAGACCAUCGGCGUGCACCCGCUGCUGCUCAUGGUCCCCGGCACGGUCGGCGCGCAGCUGUCGUACCUGCUGCCCACCGCCUCGCCGCCCAACGUCGUCGGGUUCGGCACCGGCUACAUCACCAUCAAGGACAUGGUGCUCACCGGAAUACCGAUCAAAGUGGUGGGCGUUGCAACUCUCGCCGUCCUACUGCCAACGCUAGGUUCUGUGGUUUUUGGCAUGGAUCAGAAGUUGUAGGAACUCGAGCAAAAUUCAAGUGCUCUGCGCAUUUCAAAUUGUAGAAUUGGUUAUCCUCUGCCUUGAAAGAACAGGAGCUCGGCCUAUUGCUAUGAGAGGGGGAAGGACUUCUCCUGUACAUUUUAGACAACAGAUUAUGCAGUAGGAUGUUUAGGUUGUACUACUAUACUGUACUCCCUCUGUCCCAAAAUAAAUGUCUUAAGUUUAGUACAACUUUGUAAUAAAAUUAGUACAAAGUUGAGACAUUUAUUUUAUUUUGGGACAGAAGGAGUAUACAGUACACACUAUGUAUAACAAACACCAUUGCCUCA